This is a messenger RNA of Lathyrus oleraceus (garden pea), 1227 nucleotides long. RefSeq lists its product as uncharacterized. Lineage: Eukaryota; Viridiplantae; Streptophyta; Magnoliopsida; Fabales; Fabaceae. The record is from RefSeq and is a predicted model, not a curated record. The transcript is spliced from 2 exons. The coding region runs from base 1 to 1227 and encodes 408 amino acids.
AUGACUAAUGAGCUGGGUAAAAAAGAUAAAAAUCAUGUUGAUCAACCCACUGACAUUGUUAAUAUUGAGGAACUGGACUCUGAUGAUGUUUAUAUUGGGAAAAGAUUAGCUCUUGGAAUUUCUAAAAGAUUGAAGAAUAGAAAAGGACAAGUUGUUGGAUCCUCCAACACUCCCUCCAAAUCUGUCAGGAACAAAACUAGUGUUGGUCCCACAAAAAGAUGGGGCAAGGUGGUGACUCAUGACAUCAUCUCUACUUCCAGAAAGCAAGCCUCUGGGAAGAAGAUACUAGCCAAUAUUCCUAAAGUUCCACUUGACAACAUUUCUUUUCACUCUAUUGAAAAUGUUGAAAAAUGGAAAUUUGUGUAUCGAAGAAGGUUAGUACUGGAAAGGGAAUUGGGGAAAGAUGCUUUUGAGUGUAAAGAAGUGUUGAGUUUGAUUCAAAAAGUUGGAUUAAUGAAAACUGUAAUAGGUUUUGGCAAGUACUAUAAAAUGAUUGUCAAAGAAUUUAUUGUGAACAUCUCCAAGGAGUGUGACAACAAAAGGAGCAAGGAAUUCAGAAAAGUGUAUGCCAUAGGAAGAUGUGUGGAUUUUUCUCCUAAAAUAAUCAACAGGUUCUUGGGCAGAAAUGAAGAAGAACAAGCUGAAAUUGAUGUCUCUGGCAAUGUCAUCUGCAGAGAGAUUACUGCUAAGCAAGUGAAGGAAUGUCAAAGGAAAGGAAAAUUGUCUGCUAGUGCCUUGAGUGUCAAGUAUGUUGUGCUCCACGGAAUUGGAGCUGCAAAUUGGGUUCCAACCAAUCGUACCUCCAAUAUAGCUACUGGGCUAGGUAAGUUUAUCUAUAUUUUUGGGACCAAGGCAAAUUUUGACUUUAAAUCCUAUGUUUCUGAUCAAACUAUGAAGCAUGCUUCUUUUUAUCCUGUGAAAAUGCCAAUAGAUUUUCCUUCCUUGAUUUGUAGGGUUAUCCUGAGUCAACACCCCAAUAUAUUAAUCAAUUAUGAAAGUACAUGCAAAAGGGACCCUCCUCUCUCAUUGCAUUAUAGGUUGUUCACUGGGAAACAUACUCCUUCAAGGUCUACUAACAGAACAUGCAUCUUAUCUGAGUUGAAAGACACCUACAAGACCUUGGAUGAAACUAUAAAAAGUUGUACUAAAAGGAAAAGCAAAAUUGAAAUGUUGAUUAAGGCUCUGUCUGAAGAAGAAGGUGGGUUGAAAAGUGAUGGAACGAAUUAA